AAAACAAUGAUUCCUCCAGGGGAGUGCCUAUAUGCUGGGAGGAAAAGGAGGAAACCCAUUCAGAAACAAAGGCCUGCAGUUGGGAACGAGAAAUCAAAUCCUUCAAAGAGACACAGGGACCGUCUGAAUGCGGAACUGGACCACCUGGCCAGCCUCUUGCCUUUUCCACCUGACAUCAUAUCGAAGCUGGACAAACUCUCCGUCUUGCGCCUUAGUGUCAGCUAUCUCCGAGUCAAAAGUUUCUUUCAAGCCAUGCAAGAAAAGCACUUUAAGAAGCAAGCUGGCCAAACAAUAAAAGAAGACAACGUAUCUAACAAGACUGCUGUACAAGAAGGUGGACUUCUACUGGAAUCACUGAAUGGUUUUGCGUUGGUGGUGAGUGCAGAUGGAAUGAUAUUUUAUGCAUCAUCGACAAUUGUGGACUAUCUAGGGUUUCAUCAGACUGAUGUAAUGCACCAAAACAUAUAUGAUUACAUUCACGUGGAUGAUCGCCAGGAUUUCUGUAGACAACUGCACUGGGCCAUGAAUCCUCCCCAGAUGUUGUCUGGACAGCAACUACAGACAGAAACAGGAGAAGAAUAUAUUCUCAGUAAACUGUUUAAAGCACAAGAGAAUGACAGCAUGACAACAGAUUAUUCUUCCUUCUUAACUCGUUGUUUCAUCUGUCGGGUUCGCUGCUUGUUGGACAGUACUUCUGGCUUCCUUACAAUGCAGUUCCAAGGCAAACUGAAGUUUCUUUUCGGACAAAGGAAGAAGUCCUCAUCAGGAACAGUAUUGCCACCUCAGCUGUCCUUAUUCUGCAUAGUGGUACCACUUCUGCUCCCUUCUGUGACAGAGAUGAAGAUGAAAAACCUGCUUGUGAAAGCAAAACACAAACCUGAUGAGGCAGCAGCAGUUAAUACGAACUCCAGUUCCAAAGGUAAUUCAGGGCUGUGUGAAGCAGCAGAAUUAUAUGGAAGAAACAGUCAUCAUGAAGGUGCUGCUUUCACUAAUGUGUUACAGAUUGCUGAAAACCAAAUCAAAGCAAAGAAUAAUGGAGAAAAUGGGAUUUCUCUAGUCAAAGUACAAACAAAUGAAGAUCACUGGGUCUGGGUUCAAGCUAACACUCAACUUCUGUAUCGAAAUGGUUGUUCAGAAUAUGUCCUUGCUCAACAGCAAAUGUUAAAGGAAGAAGAUGAACAACUGAAGAUGCCAAGCAGUUUUGCCAGUUUGAAAGGAAACCUGGAGGGACUUUCCUAUAACAGUGCCAUCGAAACUCUGGGCCAGUGGAAGCAUCUUAACUGGACAGCAGUAAAAAAUGAACAAGAUAAUGUAAAAGUGAAGUUUGAGCCUCAUACAAAUGGUGAGUGUUUUAUGCAAGAGGAACCUCUCAGUUCUAGCACAUCAGUUUUAGGUGUUCAAAACAACUGCACCACAAACAGUAGCUGGACUUUAAGAAACUCAAGCUCUUCUUCUAUGACCCAGCGAAUGAACACAUGUUCAAACAGGAGAGCUGCAUCAUUCUACAACAGAGACCAAAGUUUCUUGAAUUUAGCAUCAACUUGCCCUUCCCACUGGGGGAGUGCAGAAAGCUGCCAGUCUUACUUGGGCGUACAACAGCGUUGUGCAGAGAACUAUGUGCCGGACCAUCUGAAACUGCAGAGAUCAUUAAUAUCCUCAGAGUCUCUUUAUGACGCAGCCUUUCCCUUGGAGAUGCCUAUCAAAAUGGAAUAUGAUUCUGAUUCUGAAAACAUUGCCGAUAACUACCUGAUGUCACAAAACCGAGGCUGGAUGGAUGAGAAUGGCUCAGUGAGAAAGCAGGUGUUUAGCUACCCCAGUAGAGUGCACCUCAAAACAGAACCGGACCUCUAUGAGCCAGCCUCACCUUGUCAGAAGCCAAGGCACUGCCUUUACACGCCUCAUAAUUGGCAAUGCAUAGUAGCAAAUCAUCCCAACAACCUAAACCUGAACAGACCUUGCAAGAGUUCACGUAGCAAGGAGGUGGCCCCAUUUUGCCCUCAGAACUCCUCUGGGUGUUUGGAAAGCACGCCCGACCUGCCGCACACGGCAUGCUAUAGCCACUUCUACAGCCCCAGCUCAGGGGAGCAGAAAGAGCAGAAUAACGAGGUGUUUAAAAUGCCGUGCGAGUUUAAAAAUGCCUGCUUGGUCCAAGCAAUCAAGCGUGAGCCCCUGGAUUCUCCACCAUUGUCCAACAGUGGACAGAACAGAGUACACAUGAGCUUCCCUGAAAACACAUUAGCAGGUCCUGUGCCUCAUAAAACCACUGAAUGUACAUUUUUACAAUAGAUUUUAUAACAUUUGGAAUAUUUAUAAUGCUAAAAGCAAGAAGUUGUAGAUUCUCUUCCAGCUGGGUUAAAUGAGUUACUAAAUUUAAAAGCCAGUGGAAAGAUUUUGAGUGUGUGUGUGUGUGAGCGCGCAUCUGUGUGUAUGAAAAACCAGACACACACACACACACAUACGCACACCCCAUAUACCCUCUACGCCUCCUACCACCCUUCUCUUAGUGAUCAAGAGAAAGAAAGAAAGAAAGAAAGAAAGAAAGAAAGAAAGAAAGAAAGAAAGAAAGAAAGAAAGAAAGAAAGAAAGAAAGAAAGAAAGAAAGAAAGAAAGAAAGAAAGAAAGAAAGAAAGAAAGAAAGAAAGAAAGAAAGAAAGAAAGAAAGAAAGAAAGAAAGAAAGAAAGAAAGAAAGAAAGAAAGAAAGAAAGAAAGAAAGAAAGAAAGAAGGAAAACAAACCUCAGGCACAGAAAAAUAAUCAGUACUUACUGCACAGGUAUACCUGCUAAUUUGUCUUUAUCAUCUUUCCUCUCUUGCCUACAAUUCAUUGCCAAGGUCUAUCUAUUUCUGUUUCCCUGCCUUUGUUCUGUUUGUUUUUGUCAAGCUGAUGUGAUGCCUCUGUGCAAAGAGAAAAUGUUUAUGGUCUUCAGUGUGGCCAGUUUACCUUAGGAGUUUUUGCAUUAUUUUUUUUUUUGCAACUCUAAUAAGAAGCAUCAGCUAUUCCUUUAUCUCAACAUUAAAUUGAUGGCAACAGGCAAGGGCUUCCCAACACAACUUCUUAAUUCAAAAGGGUAGCAUUAAUUAAAACAAAUGACUUUCAUAAAAUGCAUUAGAAAUUAUUUCACCUCAAACUGAAGGUCUUCCCAAGUUUCCUUUAUAAUACUAAGGUUUAGUACCCAUAUUUUUCCAUUUUAAAGCCAUCAGCCUUUCAUGUUGCUUUUUGAAAAACUGAACAAUGGGAAGUUAUCCACUUCUAUAGAUGAGUUACAAAGUGCUGUUAAAUGAACAUGAGAAGAAAAUAUUUCUCCAAUUAUUUUUGUUGUUGUUACUUGUAAUGUUAACAAAGGAAAUGCACUUUUUUAUUUGAUAGUAUCUCUUUGACUGAUAGCAGCUUGUUAGACAUCAUCACAUGACAUCAAAACCAAAUCCCACACUAAGAUUAGAUAUGUUAUUUUCAAAAGCAUCCUAGUUUCAUUCCCAAAAGAAAAUCUUAAUCUCACUGAGAGCUAAGUGGAGGACAUAUACCUUUCAAAAGCACUUUGGUGCACUUUGGUGCUUUUGAAAACAGAUCCAUAUGCUUUCCUUUGAACCCAGGCAGUAAUGUACUUCCACAAAAAAAAUUAAAAUCUACAGCUUUUGUUUCUUGUUGUUGUAGUUUGACUCCUGCACUAACUUUUAUUUUAAAAUUGCACUAUUCCAACUUUAUAUCAACUUCACCUAUAUAAAAAACACACCAUUUUUAAAAAAGCUUAGAUGUAUAUGUGCUUUUUGAAAGAACCCCUAUAAUGAAUGUUUUCUUUUUCAAAAUGUUAUAAAUAAUUAUAAUGUCUUCAUUUCUAGAUCUACCAGUCACUGAGGGCAUGGCUUGUCAUGCCAGAAGAGUUGCAUAAACUUCUCCCAAAUGCUAUAAAUACAUGUCAUAAAUGUAGUUUUCAGGUAGGGGAAUGGUUCUGCACCUGGGACGUUGCUCUUCUCCAAGACUGUCUGCCUUCUCUGGUAGAAAUUACUGCCUGUAUGUUAGAGUUGGCCGACUGAAAGUUAUACAUUCUCUGCACAUCACUUAAGUGCUUAUGAACAAUGGUUUGAUCUGAAAUGCUGCACUUUACACUGAAAUGGUUGAGAUAACCCAUGUACCUUUUGACGUCUGUCCCGCAGAAGGCAGUAUUCCCAGCAGAAAGGCAAGAGUGGACAGUAAAGAAGUGCAAUAAUGUCUUACUGUAGAUCAAGUUAAAUCUGCCAUAGUCCAGCUGACCAUACCCAAGCCAUUACCUCUUUGUGUCUGAGGUAAAUCAGGUCCCUGUUGGCUAUGUGCUGCCUCUUAUUUGAGACAGUCUUGAUAUCCUUGGAGUAACGCUCUUACCAAUGGGUGCAAUGCAACAUCAGACCCCUUUCAGACAUGAGAAUGUGAUGGUGGAAUUUACAUCCCUCUCUGGUACACCACUAUUCAUGCCACAUAAAUUUAAUGCCAAUCACAAAAACACUUCUGGGCAAGCAAACUGGUUACUCAGGUAGAGUGAGACUGUCAGAUACCAGUGGCACUGCAUGACUCUGCCUUAUUGAUUCACUAUCUGCAAAGAUAAGAGUAGCAGUUCUUUUUAGACUCUCUCAGAGUAGCUCUCAUAGGCCAUUGCUUGGCGUGCAGCAGUGGCACUGCUUACAUCCCGGUGCCAGACACUCUGCUGUGGCCAUGCAGCUGCUGGUAGGGUUGUGCUAUGAAACCUGUAAUAUUCUCUAUUCCAGCUCUUUGUGCAGCUGUGUGGCAGAAAUGAGAUAGUGUGGAGAUGGGGGAGUGUGGGAAUAGAUGGCUGCGGGCAAGUGGAGGACACACCAGCAUGACUGCUGAAAAGCUGCUCAUUUAAUUCUACUCUUGGACUCACUGUCAUACCCCUCUGAAUGAGAGUACCUGGGCCUGAUUUCACACUACCUUGAACCUUCUCUCAUCAUUUACAUUGAUGCAACAUGACUGUAAAACACUAUUAUCCUCAUCUGGACAUGCUGGUGCUAUUUUGCAGGGAUGUAGGUGGUCACACCAGGUGCAACUCUGUAGGGGACUGUGCCACUGAAUGCUUUGUCUGUGGUUAGAAAUAUUUCCUGCCAUAACUGCAGUGGGAGAACUAUACCAGCCAGAAGCAACUUAUACUAACAACAGAAGUUCUGUACAGGUCUCUCCCUUACAGAACAAAGGCUAUUUUGUUGACAUAACUCUAUUUAAGGCUUUCCUGGUUUAUUUCAGUUGGGAUGAUUUUUCUCCUGUUCCCAACAAACCCAGACACAUUUUAUGUAUCUUAAUUGACAUUAAAGAGGUAGAUGAAGCUUCUGCAUGUAAGAGAGUCUAAUCUGAUGUAAGAGAAUCUAAUCUAAGAGAUCCAACAGCCUUGUAGGAAGAUGACCCCCUGUGUAAAUGCAGUCAGGUUUGCUUCCUUAUCAUUACAUAAAGUCUGAACCCAAGAAAAACACACUUACCCUGCACAUUGCUUUUGAAUUUGGCCCACUUAAUUUGUGGCUGAGUUGUUAUUCCAGGUCUCACGUGAAAAAAAUAUGAUAUCAGUGGAAUUCUUUCUAGUCUAGGUUAUCACACACAUGCAGCAACUUCCUAAGAACUGUGCUUAUAAAAAGAUCAGCAGCUUAUCCCCUUUUUGGACAAUUGCUAACUGCUGUUGAUAGUAAACAAAGACCAGUUCCUUCUAAGUACUUGGUAUAUUGCAGCAUUCGGAAAAAAACAAGAAAACAAACAAUAGAAAGAAUCUCUUGGUAUCUGCUUUUAAGGCACAGAUAUUCCUUCCUCCUCUCCCCGUGACACAUGCCCUGGGUUGAGUCUGGACUGAAAUCUGACAUUGCAUUGUACCCUGUUAAAUUGCCAUUGAUUUAAUCUUAUAGAAGUUCUUUGUAUACAGACAUUAAUGAUCCCCUGACACUGAUCAGUAAAUAGCAGGAAAGACAGAACAGUUGUUUUAAGUGUUAACAUUUUUUAGUGGUUGUUGUUUCUUUGGUAUUAUUUUAAAAACUAGCACUGAGAAGUAGGGUUUAAGAUGUUUUCAAUCACUGGUGUUUAGCUUUUAUCCUUGACAAAUUGGUAUUUGUACUCCCCAAGCGCAACCCUGAGUCUGUUUUAGGAGCCUCCAAAUGCAUUUAUUGCAACAAUAAAAAAAUUAUUCUGGUAGAAGAAAUGCCUAGUCAAACACUUGUCUGAUACGAACUUGGAGCGUUCAAGCUGAAAGAAAUGCCUUUCUUUUUCUGCUGCAUGCCUCUAAUAUGUGACUCAUGAUAGCAUUCAAACUUCUUCAGCCAUGAACUCUCCAGAGUCUGAGACACAAUGAAUUAAUGAU
Messenger RNA from Phalacrocorax carbo (great cormorant), 6322 nucleotides. NCBI's taxonomy places the organism in Eukaryota, Metazoa, Chordata, Aves, Suliformes, Phalacrocoracidae. The record is from RefSeq and is a predicted model, not a curated record.